Messenger RNA from Musa acuminata subsp. malaccensis (wild Malaysian banana), 1371 nucleotides. RefSeq names its product protein transport protein SEC13 homolog B. Gene Ontology annotation, molecular function: structural molecule activity; protein binding. The record is from RefSeq and is a predicted model, not a curated record. Gene Ontology annotation, cellular component: COPII vesicle coat; nuclear pore outer ring. Lineage: Eukaryota; Viridiplantae; Streptophyta; Magnoliopsida; Zingiberales; Musaceae. Gene Ontology annotation, biological process: protein import into nucleus; COPII-coated vesicle budding.
ACGCCGGUAGGAACUCCGAGCAUCGCCCCAAUCUGCCACCCUCGUCAAAAUAGUGAAGUCUCCGACUAUAUUUUGAGGAGAGGCUAGUGACGACGACGACGACGACGACGCCGACGACGACAUCUCUUCUUCCUAUCAUUUGAAGAAGUUUACCGUUUCCCUUCCCGAUCGAGAUCGACCUUUGAAUUAUCAAGGAAUAUUUUCGUAGAAGAAUUUGCAAGCGAUACACAAAACCUGAAGCAAUGCCUUUUCAGAAGAUAGAGACAGGUCACCAGGAUGUGGUUCAUGAUGUGGCGAUGGACUACUACGGCAAGUGCCUGGCCACAGCAUCGUCUGAUAUGACCAUUAAGAUUAUUGGUGUGAAUGGCUCUUCACACCAGCAUCUUGCAACACUGAGUGGCCACCAAGGGCCAGUCUGGCAGGUUGCAUGGGCCCAUCCCAAGUUUGGUUCAGUGAUUUCAUCGUGCAGCUAUGAUGGCCAGGUGAUCAUUUGGAAGGAAGGGAACAAACCUGAUGAGUGGAUUCAGGCACAUGUUUUCACCGAGCACAAGAGCUCGGUUAACUCUAUUGCAUGGGCACCUCAUGAGCUUGGCCUCUGCUUGGCUUGUGGUUCCUCAGAUGGAAACAUCUCUGUCUUUACUGCACGAACUGAUGGUGGCUGGGACACUACAAGGAUUGACCAAGCCCAUCCGGUGGGUGUGACUUCUGUCACAUGGGCUCCAGCUUUGGCCCCAGGUACCCUCGUUGGUUCAGGACUGCUUGACCCUGUACAGAAGCUUGCUUCUGGUGGCUGUGAUAACACUGUUAAAGUGUGGAAGCUUUACAAUGGUAUUUGGAAGAUGGACUGCUUUCCUGCUCUUCAGAUGCAUUCUGACUGGGUGAGAGAUGUCGCAUGGGCACCAUAUUUGGGGCUUCCAAAAUCUACUAUUGCUAGUUCUUCACAGGAUGGGACAGUUGUCAUAUGGACAGUGGCAAAGGAAGGAGAUCAGUGGGAGGGUAAAAUUCUACAUAACUUUCACACCCCUGUUUGGAGAGUAUCAUGGUCGCUUACUGGGAAUAUACUAGCUGUAGCUGAUGGUGAUAAUAAUGUCACGUUAUGGAAAGAAGCUGUGGAUGGGGAGUGGCAGCAGGUGACGACAGUUGAGCCAUGAGAUCCUGAUUCCUGCUUGAAUUUCCUUAUCAUGCGACUCUGCCAUGGUCUGUGAUAAACAGUCAGCUAAAUCUACUUGUUCCAUGCUUUAUUUGCUGAAAACUUCAGAUUAGCAGUAGUUUUUCUUAAUAUGUGGUUCUUGGGAAGGUCCUCUUUGGAAUUGUUAGUAUGCAGUGAUUUCCAUUUCUUUGCCUGAAACAAAAGAAAUACUUCUCUGCUUA